Messenger RNA from Xenopus laevis (African clawed frog), 4799 nucleotides. RefSeq lists its product as uncharacterized. NCBI's taxonomy places the organism in Eukaryota, Metazoa, Chordata, Amphibia, Anura, Pipidae. The record is from RefSeq and is a predicted model, not a curated record.
CCCCAGCACCCUGUCUCUCACCUACUCUCCCUUAAUUCAGCACAGCUUCCCCUAUUACCCUCACCUGCUUUCAUUAAGCCCAGCCUGGGAACUCCUCACACUACAAUAUGCUGCGGGCGUGAUCAGCAGUGCAGAUGACGUCUUAGAUGGAGUUUCCCGGCUCCCUGUUCCCCUCGUUCUACAGUGAGGGGCCCUGUGUUAGGGGGGCUCCCAGUGACCUCUCUGUGUUUGGAUUGGGGGGACAUGGCACAGUUGAACCCAAUAACAGCAGACAGGCUGGUUACAGCUUCAUUCCAUCGGACAGCAGAACUGCAGAGCGAUGGAAACCAACCAGCCCGACCCCACUGCUGCCUCCCAACCAUGGUUUUGGGAUUCCUCCGGUGUUUGUGUCAGACCUUGUACAAGAAACCAGGAAAGGGGUCACUACGAGAAAUACUCUUGUGAGGAAAAGCAAAGUACAACUGGAUUUCACUAAGCAGCUGGGAAAUUUCUCAUUGGAUCAUAGUGAAAUAGCCUUCCAGUGUAUUUGGCAACUGCUGGAACCUCACUGCUACCUGGGAGAUAAAGAGCUUUAUUUGCCCUUUUUCUUACUCUGUGGCGGUGCAGCCUGGGAUAUUCCACCUAAAGUUGAUGUAGAAGUCGCCAGACUGGCAAAAAAGACGACUAUUCCGGUUGAAGAUGGGGCCAGUUUUAGGGAUCCUAUGGAUCGUGAAGUUGAUGUUCCCCUUAAGAAGCUAUUUGAAUCCUCGGCAGCUGGAUUUAGCCCAGUGUUGGUUGUGGUGGUAGUUUUUCUGAGAACCCAGAAUAUUCCGAUCAUUCCCUAUCUGGACGAUUGGUUACUGAAGGCGUCUUCCAGCAGUCUGCUUCUCAGUCAUUUACAGAAGACAAUUUCUUGUCUGGAGACAUUGGGUUGGAAGAUCAAUUAUCAGAAGUCAGAUCUUUUUCCUUCUCAGAAGAAACAGUUCCUGGGGAUCCUGCUGGACUUGGAACAAUGCCGUACUUACCUUCCUCAGCUGAGAGUAGUCUCGGUCAGGCAAGCCAUGUCAGCCUUGGGAACAAUGACGGCAACGAUAGAAGCACAUGAGGCCUCUUCAGAGAGCAAUAUUGAGAGUUUGGGAUGGCACAGAGAGCUCUCUGGACAAUCCCAUGACGCUAUCGCCUCACGUGAUACAAUCAUUCAGUUGGUGGAAAGACAAGAACUUAUCCAGAGGUGUUCCAUGGUUCAUAGAGCAGUGGCUCAUUCUCACCACAAAUGCCAGCUGGUUAGGAUGGGGUGCAACCUUAAAGCAGAGUGUUUGGCAAGGCACGUGGACUCCUCAGGAGGCGUCUCUCUCUUCCAACCACCGGGAGCUCCUGACUGUUUGGAGGGUUCUCAAAAAAGGGCACAUCUGACCAGAGGUCGACCAGUGAAGGUCAGAACAGACAACACUAGUAGUGGCUCGUCUGAACAGACAGGGAGGAACUCACAGUCAAAACCUUCUAGAACCAACUCUCAGAAUUCUGGGCUGGGCAGAGAUACGUCUGCAGAUGCUUCAGGCGGUGUAUUUAAGUACUGCCUGGGGAGUGGUCAAUCAGUCUUUCUAAUGCUGAGUCGACGGUGGGGCUGUCAGACUACAGAUCUCAUGGCUACAAGAGAAAAUGCCAAAGUGAACAGGUUCUAUUCCCUGUCUCCUCAGGGGGGUCCUGCAGCAAUAGAUGCUAUGCUUCAGUGUUGGAGAGGCAGUCUGAGAUACAUAUUUCCACCACUUCCGAUGAUAACCAGAGUACUGAAGAAAAUCAGAUUGGACAAAGCCAGAGUCAUUGUAGUGAUUCCAGAUCACUCUAUUGAUCCACAUAUGGCUUCUGUUCCUCAAGUUCUACAGUUCCUUCUGGAGGGGUUUCAUAUGGGUCUGAAACCAGCUACACUUGGAGUUCAAGUGGCAGCCCUUGGAGCAAUAAAGGACAUGGCCUUGGAGGAGAAUCUUCUUGUUAAGCAAUUCAUCAAAGCAACAAGUGGGACCCUGUCUCCCUUGCAGAUGCUCUUCCCCACCCUGAGUGUCCCUCAGCCCUCACAAUGGCUGUCCCACCUGCCUCAAUUACAGCCCCUCCAUCAUGACUAUAUGGCACAGAGACUUGCCUCCCCAGGGGCAGGAUUGGCUGCCGCCCACAGGGCAUCAGACCUGGAUUCUAUUAUUGUCUUUAACCUGACAGACCCUGGAGAUCUUUUCUACCAGACCCUGGUGCACCAACCCCCUGACAGUCCAGAAGAUUCUGACCAGGGGGAGGGUCAAAGGCAUCCCACCCAUCAGUAUACUUCAGCACAUUCCCUGUCCAAUCACAAUGCAGAAUCUAUUUCUACCCCUGACGAAGGACAAACUCCAGCUGGUGGUGGCACCUUGGAAACUCUCCCAGAACAGUACUAUACAAUAUGUUCUCUGUCUUCUCACUUAGACCCCAACUCCCAAAACGGCUCUGCCCAUGUGGCUAAUGGCUCUGACCAAUCCACAAACCUUUAGACAGAAAACAGGGCAGGUGUUUCCCAUAUCUGUUCCAAGUCUCUCCGCUGCCUGCAGAGGUGGCUACGUGCCCUGCUCCAGGAUGGGACACCAAAGGGCCCCAGUCGCCCUAAAUUUAAAAUAAAAAAGGGUCUGGAGGUGGGUGAAUCUGUGCCGGACUCAAGUGAACUGCGCAGAAGUCUCCUAGACAGUAUGAAGCUUGGGAAUGUGGUGCAGCUAAAUACCCCACCAAUCUCAGGAGCUUUAGAGCCCGUGUGCAGCCAAACCUGGAAGGACCCACUAAGCCAGAGGCUGACAGCUGGAUGGAACGGGCAGUUGGGCUCCUGGUGGGAGGACUACCUUGGGCUGAACCGUCAGAGCAAAGUGCAGUCUCAGAGGGCAAAAUCUUGCAGCAGGUUGUCUGGGAGCUUCACCUCUUCCCUCAGUCUGGACUCCAGCACAUUCGAUAUGGACCAGAGUUCUGCCUGGUCUGUCUAUAGUGAACCUCUCUCUGAACCAGAACCUAUGUCCAGUCCCACAGGCAGCAAGUGAAUGAGGAGCCCUCCCCCAGAUCAGGAGUGGGCCGAUACACAGGACUCCAUGGCUUCUACGGGGACUCAGCAUAGACAAUUGGGGACAAGUUGGGCAGAAGAUGACAACUCUCAGACACCCCGUGACUCUGUUACACAAAGCCAAGCUCCCGGCUCUUCCCUCCUGUCUUCCCAGUCCCUGCACUACAGGGGGAUCCCACGUGAGAGGAGGAAGACCAUCCAAGAUUUCAUCUCUCUCCUGGAUAACCCCAGUGAACCCCAAACCCACCCUAGUAACCCUCCUGCCUCCUCCUUCCCAUCCCAGACCUUUUCCCUCUCGCAGCAGUCUCAGUCUCUCUCCCAGAGGUCUCAGCCCCGAUCCCAGCAGUCAAAAAAGAGACCCCGUAUGGGAUUCUGACCUCAUGAAUGGCUCUCCGUGGGUGCUGGGGUUUUAUGUCAUUAAGGAGGGAGCGGGGAGUCUAUCUUGGACCUUCUCCUGAUCUAAAAUUAUUUUUUUUAUUCUGUUGGAUAUAAUGAUCUUUGCAAUAAAAACCCUUUUAUGGCUGUGAAUGUGCCGCUUCCAUAAGGAAAUAGUUAAUUGAAUGGGUGGUCUGUGGGUAUCGCCAUGAGCUCCUGGAUCUGUCCCCGCACAAAUUGGAGGGGGGUGGUCUGUGGACAGAGUUAUUGGGAUCUCCUGGAUCCCUCUGGGAUCACCAAGAGGGAAAUCCAUCUUUAUUCUACUCAUUAAAGGCAUGGACUUGUGCAAUUACUGUACUACAUUUAUGUGGCAAUGUUUGUUUUGGGGUACUCCCCCCCCCCCCGGGUAGGUUGUCUAUGUGCAGAUAUGAGGGUUGAUGUGUAUGGAGGGGGAGCUGUAUUGCCUUGGGUGUGCCUUAAAAGUUGCAGAGGUUCAUGGGAGUUUUUCUGCUGCUGGGUUGAUGGGAGUGGGAUGCCAUGAGGUGCACUGACAUUGGGACUUCAUGGGUGUUGGGCGCCAAGUAAUGUGAAUGAGAAUAAGUUGGGUUUUUCACAGCAUUUCCCUGUUGGGACCCCGAGUCUUGAGCUGCUGUGAGGCCGAUGCCCAAGGGGACACUCAUGUACCUGCCCAGACUGGGGCUCAACUCUUCCCUAAAAUAUCCUCUCAGGCAGGACAGCAGCCAAUCAGAACUGUGAUCAUGUGAUCUGUUCAGCCAACAGAACAGGUUACAUUUGGGAAAACAAUUUAAUUUUUUUUAAAAUGUCCCAGAAUUGGGAAACUGAUUUUCACCGAUAGACUUCUGGGAAAUGGCGUCUUAUCAUUGAGAAAUUCUCAUACAGGAAGUGGGUGAAUUGGCAAAAACUCGAGAUAUUUAACCACAAUUUGUAUCAAAACUUUAAAGAGAAGUGAGAAUUUUCCGCUGCCAUGAAAGAACAGAAGAACCCUUGAUGUAGCUUCCAAGUGGUUGGGUGGAUAAAAUAAUCCAACAGUUCACGUCAUGUUCAAUGGAAUCAAUAGAAUAAUUAACAACAACAUUUGCAUCUCGAUCCCUUUGCAGUUAAUGAACAAAGAAGCAUCACUUACUGCAGCCAAUGAGCUUUAAGAAACAUUUCUUCCGCCAAAGAUCUUGUAAUGUUGGUAUUUGUUGGCAGGGCUGUAGAAUUGUUACAAAAAUCCUGUGAUUUCUGUAAUGUAAUACUAAUGGAUUCUCCAUGUUGGAUGAAAGAAGUUAAGUACACGCCACACAAGGCAAUUUAUCACUGGGAAAGAUCAAAAAAAUAAACCACAUCCGUAGGUAAUUCUAAACCAAAAUCAAAG